Molecule: messenger RNA, 1083 nt
Organism: Colletotrichum gloeosporioides
Lineage: Eukaryota; Fungi; Ascomycota; Sordariomycetes; Glomerellales; Glomerellaceae
Product: putative aryl-alcohol dehydrogenase AAD14
Exons: 2
Coding region: 1-1083 (360 amino acids)
Source: RefSeq, a predicted model, not a curated record
AUGGACUUCGCUCCCCCGGAACCCCCUACUGAACUCGGUCGAUACCGCAUUCUUUCACCUAAAUGCGGUCUCCGGGUAUCACCGCUCCAACUGGGCGGUAUGUCGAUUGGCGACGCCUGGUCGGGCUUCAUGGGCAGCAUGAACAAGGAGCAGGCCUUUGAGCUUCUGGACGCUUUCGUCGCUGCGGGCGGGAACUUCAUCGAUACGGCCAACGAUUACCAAAAUGAGCAGUUCGAGGCUUGGUUAGGCGAGUGGAUGAAGCUGAGGGGUAACAGAGACCAGCUCGUCAUCGCAACCAAGUUCACUUCCGAGUGCAGAUCUCAUGCUUCUACCAAGUUGCAGACCGACAUCGAUAUCUUGUACCUUCACUGGUGGGACCACACGACAUCGAUAGAAGAGGUCAUAGACAGCAUACAUACACUUGUCGACCAGGGUAAAGUCCUCUACCUAGGAAUUUCUAAUACCCCAGCGUGGAUCGUGGGCGCGGCAAAUACCUACGCCAGUCUGCAGGGCAAGACCCCCUUCUGUAUCUACCAAGGCCGGUGGAACGUCAUGAACCGCGACUUUGAGCGCGAGAUCAUCCCGACGGCCCGCCACUUUGGCAUGGCUCUGGCUCCCUGGGACGUUCUCGGCGCGGGCAAAUUCCAGAGCAAAAAGGAGCUUGAUGAACGCAAGAAGCGGGGCGAGAGCCUGCGCAGCCUCUUCAGCGGCGACAUGACGGAGUAUCAGACCGCCGAGGAGGUGCGCAUGAGCGAGGUUCUGGCCGAGGUGGCCGCAGAACACGGCAUACAGUCCGUCACAGCGAUUGCACUCGCGUAUGUGUUGAGUAAAACGCCGAACGUCUUCCCGCUCGUGGGUGGGAGGAAGGUGCAAUACUUGGAGGAUAACAUUCAGGCGCUGAAUAUCAGGCUGACGGAAGACCAAGUGCGUCGGUUGGAGGCUGUGAGGCCGUUUGAUCCCGGGUUUCCGAGCAACUUCAUCGGGGCGGACCCAAAGGUUUCGGGUCAGCCCAGCGCUCUGCUAUCUCGAGCUGGGCCUUUGGCGUUUGUGCAAAGCUCGAGAGCUAUUGGAUACGAGGCAUGA